AUGGCUCGGUCCAAUCUCUUCUUCCUUGCCAUCUUCGUGAUCUUCGCAGCUAUCGCCUUGUCGCUGCCCACCAACUUGAAGCGUGAUGAUCUAACUCCCGGUGAAAAACUGAGCCUUGAGGGUGCUGUGGAUGAUCUCAAGUCCGCUACAAAGAUGAUGAACGGUUUCGAUAACCAAGAUUCCAACAACCAGAAGAAUGAGGUCGAGCAUGCUCCCUCUUCUACCUGGGAUUCCAACCAGGAUGGUGGUGCCACCGGUAACGUGGACGGUGAGGAGGAUAAGAAGGUUCAGGAUAACCAGCCUACCAGGACUCAGAAGAAGCCUACAUCUGGUAACUUUGUUACUCCUACCGCUACCCACACUCACAAGCCUACUUCUGAGCCUAAUGCUUUGGGCAAGCUUCCUAUUGUGGGUGGUCUUCUGGGUGGUACUGGAAGUGGACUGUAG
This is a messenger RNA of Penicillium malachiteum, 447 nucleotides long. RefSeq lists its product as uncharacterized. Bases 1 to 447 code for a protein of 148 amino acids. The transcript has 2 exons. The record is from RefSeq and is a predicted model, not a curated record. Lineage: Eukaryota; Fungi; Ascomycota; Eurotiomycetes; Eurotiales; Aspergillaceae.